Molecule: messenger RNA, 2628 nt
Organism: Pocillopora verrucosa
Lineage: Eukaryota; Metazoa; Cnidaria; Anthozoa; Scleractinia; Pocilloporidae
Source: RefSeq, a predicted model, not a curated record
CAAGAUGGCGAAUCCCUUUGUAGGAAGACAUCAACCAUCCGUUCCUCUCAAAUGAGUGAAAGAUAACACUAUGACAAUCAACUUACUUUACGAGAAUUGCCAUAAAACAUGGCCCAAAGCUUGGUGCGCGUUUGCAAAUGUUUGCGGUUACAUAAGCUGCGCAAUUUGGCUUUUUGUUUUGUUCCCACAACCAUGUAAGAACAGGAAGCGUGGAUCUGUGGAAGGACUUAGCAUUCUUUGGGCCACUGCGAACUUCACAGCAUCGCUGGCAAACGUUUUCUUCGCUCUUUCUGUUGCACUGCCUAUGUGUUUCAAAAUAUUAGCGGUAUGUAAGCCCAUUUUAGAGUUUCCCAUACUACUACAGUUUUGGUUCUACUCCAAGCACACUAUGCUGAUGAAAUCAUACGGCGCUGUGUGUGUUCUGAUCUGGAUUGCAGUGAUCAGUUUAGACGUUGCCGUUGAAAAAGUCCAGUGGUUGGCAAUUGUUCUUUGGUCUAUUGAGUUAUUUCCGCAGAUUAUUUUGAAUAUGCGUCGUCGCACAACAGAUGGUCAGUCCACACUCUCUGUUGUAAUUACACUUGUUGGUAAAACAACAGAUUUCUUGGCAAAUUAUCUCCUGCUUUUGCCAGCACGAUAUGUUGUCAUGACCUACUUUUCAUGUACCUUGGCUUUUAUCAAUGGAAUACAGGUUAUCUGGUACCCCAAGCUGCAACCGAAAACAAGUGGACCAAAUUUCGAAUUUUGUGCAAGGUUGCGCGAUAUUCCGUUCUAUCAGCUGGGUUUUAUAUUUCUUCUAAUGCUGGCUCUGGUGGUUUUCAGCGUGUGCAUUUGCGUGAACACGGAGUCUGCGCUGGGAAUUUUCGCGCCAAUUUCGGUCGCAGGUGUUCUUUUUGGUGCGUUUUUGUAUCGAAAUUACCGCGAGAGCCGGUUGCAGUUCGCCAACUCUGUUUUGGCGUAGCUGGAUCGCUGCUGCGCUAAUAAACCUGUGCAGUACACGUGGCUGACACGUGAUGAUGAUUGAAGAACACUUUAAGUUUUUUUUGGUUUUUUCUGGAUGAUAGCGGUAUUUAAAAUUAGAAAUAAUCGACCUUAGCGCCCGGCGAGUUCUCCUUGUCCACUUUAUUGUGCAUUGAAAGUACGAUUUGGCGGUCAAAAAGUGACCCCAAAAAGCGCGCGGCCAAAACGAUUAUAUUACAUAGCUGUGACGUAGAAAACUGUGGAGACACGUCGGCAACUAUAAUGGAGAGAGGAGAAAUCCAGAGGAAAAGACGAACGUAUUGCGUGGCUGGAGCGCCAAAUGAUAUUAGCUACACGAAUAAUACACAUAUACCGAGUAUUUCUGUACACUACUUUCCAAAGGAUAUAGCUGUAUGGCCAAAAUGGAUGUGUUUCGAUCGUUGUCAUCGAGGAGAUUUUACUCUUCAUUGUCAAUGCCUUAUGCUCCGUACCGGCUUCGAAGAUGGCUGUUAUGAACACAUACCACAAGUAAAAUCAGGGGAAGAUAACCAAUGAAUUCAGCUAAAACAAUACCGGUGAAGGGGCCUGUUCCCACACCGAACACGAUUGUUCGACAUUCUUUUCGGCUGGCAUUUCGCAAGCGAAGAAUGGUGAUCUCCUUAUUGUUGUUUAUUCCACGCGCUAGAGAUGUACUUAUAUUCCUUGUCUUUCCACAUGACCGCAUUUGCGCUUUUCUUAUCGUAUGAAAAUCGAACCAAUUGUAGUUUCCAUCGUAUUUUAAUAACAGAGCUAUAUCAAGGUUAAGCCCUUUCCUUAGCUGCCCGAUCUCCUGUUUCGUGAACAGAGCGAAACCUCUGGAGGAUGCUGGCAUAAACAAGCUCGAAGCGGUUGUAUAUUCUCCUAACCUAGGUUUGCGAAAAUCCAUCCUACGAGACAUCAAUUCUCCCUGCUCUUAAGAAACUAAAAGUAGCAACAGUAACAAUGUCAUUGUGAUAACAGCACCGCAACGAGAUAAAUAAAGAAACAAAAGUUUCAAUUAAUUAGAUGGUAGUUAAUCCAAGUGCUGUGUGAAAGUCGAUGCAUUUGAAAUAUUCAUUUACCUAGUAGUCGAAAUGGGUGAUAUGGCAAUGCUGCCCUUAAACUGAAGAAGUUUUUCUCUAUUAAAAUCCCUCUUUGAGAUCAACUUGAAUCAGAAAAAGCAGGAGAUAAUUUGCCAAGAAAUCCGUUGUUUUACCAACAAGUGUAAUUACAAUAGACUGACCAUCUGUUGUGCGAUGACGCAUAUUCAAAAUAAUCUGGAAUUAAACAAAAAUCAUUUUGGUGACCAAAAAGGGUAAAGGUCGACCGUUGGAUCAAGCGUCAAACAUGAUUCGUCGAACCAAAUUCAGAGCACCCAAAACAAGCUUUCGAUCUGCUGGAUUUCAGACUUAGUAAUUUAUUAAGUUUGAUAUAUGGAAAAGAUCGAGAUCUGUCCCACAGUCGAUCUUCACACAUUCUAUCCUUCCGAAGCAAACAGUCGAUGUCGAUGAUCCAAAUCAAGUGGACGAACUCUGCGGAUUCACAAAGAAGACAGUGAAUAUUUUUAAUUGGCUAGGAAUGGAUGUAUUGAGGUGAAAGGGAUAAAAUAAAGUUAUAGUAAUCAAGUGUAGCCAUAACCUCGUCAAGUUCUUU